Molecule: messenger RNA, 312 nt
Organism: Miscanthus lutarioriparius
Lineage: Eukaryota; Viridiplantae; Streptophyta; Magnoliopsida; Poales; Poaceae
Source: the annotation of a GenBank genome assembly
AUGUCGGGCCGCGGCAAGGGAGGCAAGGGUCUGGGCAAGGGCGGCGCGAAGCGCCACCGCAAGGUGCUCCGCGACAACAUCCAGGGCAUCACGAAGCCGGCGAUCCGGAGGCUGGCGCGCAGGGGCGGCGUGAAGCGCAUCUCCGGGCUCAUCUACGAGGAGACCCGCGGCGUGCUCAAGAUCUUCCUCGAGAACGUCAUCCGCGACGCCGUCACCUACACGGAGCACGCCCGCCGCAAGACUGUCACCGCCAUGGACGUCGUCUACGCGCUCAAGCGCCAGGGCCGCACCCUCUACGGCUUCGGCGGCUAG